AUGUGGGUCCUUGAGAAGAUCAGGGAGAGCGUGGAGAGCAUUCCUCUAGAGGUCAGUCGUUACAUGGGAAAGAGUGAGGAGGAUGUCUCUUCUAAAAUCAGCUUCUCUCAUAAUCUGCACAACAACAUCCUCACGCCCGACAAGAUCCCAGAGUUCUGUCUGCCUCCGCGGCUCUGCAGGAGGAAGCCCCUGAUUGAAGCUGAGACGGCCCCACCUCGCCUGCAGAGACGCAACCACAUAGCCAAGAGCAGCACUUGUUCCAACAAAACAAAUGUAAAGACCAACGAGGCCAAAACAAAGAUUGGUGACGCAUUAGUGGCUUGGAAGGCAACAAAGAAACCUUUGCCAUUCUCUGCAGAUGGGUAUGGGCUGGCUGGGAUGUAUGAGAGCCCCAACACUCGGAGAAAAGAAUCUUUGUUCCACUCAAAUUUGCCUGAUUACGUGCUCAAAAGAAGAGCUCCCAUUGCAGCACCCAACAUGGCAAAGGAGACAAACCUGCCCAAGAAAACUUUAUCUGGGUUUUUCCCUGUGUUUUCAAACAGGAGCCUGUCAGAUACAGGAAGCACAGAGAGUGAAACACCUUCUUCCAGUGAUUCCUCGCCCCUCAGUUCCCCUUACAGUCCCAAAUCCUCCUUCUACAUCCCAUCAGGCAGUGGCGGUCUUAAAACAGCAACAUCCUGUCCUCUGUUACAUGACAACAGGGAGGAGAAAGGGAGGAUGAAGAGGGUUUUUUUAAGUGUGCAAACUUUUCCCAGUAGCCGUCCCAGCUCAGUGGGACGCUCGCUCACCCUCGCCCCACCUGUCCUCUUCCCACUGGAGGUUCUGCAGUGUCAGGAGAGGCUUCAGCGGGAGCACGUCCUGCCUCUGCAGGGCCGUGGUAAAGUGCGCCUCUCUGCCGAGAGCACCACAUUCUCCACCAACACGCUGUCAUCCCUCUCCACAGUCAGAGUUCGUGUGGUGUCUGUGGAGGGCGUGCAGGACGACUCUGGUCGGCAAACCCUGAACUGUGCAGUGAGUCUGUGUCUGACACCAGGGAAGCUGCAGCAGCAGAAGAGCGCCACCAUCAGGAACUGCCGCGACCUUGUGUUUAAUGAGGAUUUCUUCUUCACAGAGCUGAGUCAAGAGGAUCUGCUGGAACUGCAGCUGAGAUUGAAAGUGCUGGAUAAACCUGGAGCUGGAACACUGAGGAGGGGGACAGUGAUCGGAGUCAUCACCAAACCUUUGUCUCAGUUACUUCACCUUAAUAAAUUGGUGCAAGAAUAG
Messenger RNA from Limanda limanda (common dab), 1263 nucleotides. RefSeq names its product C2 calcium-dependent domain-containing protein 4C. Bases 1 to 1263 code for a protein of 420 amino acids. Lineage: Eukaryota; Metazoa; Chordata; Actinopteri; Pleuronectiformes; Pleuronectidae. The record is from RefSeq and is a predicted model, not a curated record. The transcript has a single exon.